Astyanax mexicanus (Mexican tetra) is the source of this 1826-nucleotide messenger RNA. It is a transcript of the gene zdhhc11, whose product is annotated as zinc finger DHHC-type containing 11. Gene Ontology annotation, biological process: protein targeting to membrane; peptidyl-L-cysteine S-palmitoylation. Gene Ontology annotation, molecular function: protein-cysteine S-palmitoyltransferase activity. Gene Ontology annotation, cellular component: Golgi apparatus; endoplasmic reticulum. The record is from RefSeq and is a predicted model, not a curated record. NCBI's taxonomy places the organism in Eukaryota, Metazoa, Chordata, Actinopteri, Characiformes, Acestrorhamphidae.
UGUGUGUGAGGCAGAUCAGUGCAGUGUUUAUUAGUACAGUACUGUAUUUUACUGUAUCUGUGUGUAAUAAUAUUGUAUAUUGUUCAGUGAGCAGAGCUGUAGGGAUAAUAUGAGGCUGAUCUGCAGGAUUUAGACUGGUUUUAUCUUUAGAAAUACCUGUUUUUGGACAGUUUGGACACAUGGGGACAUGUGCUGGAGGUCUGGGGGUCUGCGGGGGUCUUCUGACAGCGGUCUGAAGCUGAAGUCAUCUUUAACAUGACUAAUAUGAGCUGUUUGGAGCGUCGUCUGAGACGCACGGCUCCGUCUCGGGGGGUUAGCCGGAGUGAACUGGUCACCGCUCCGAUUCACUCCAGAGUGAACGGCUGGUCACUCCCUCUGCACGUCCUCCAGCUGCUGGCCUGGAUGAUGUACAGCUUCAUGGCCAUCGUGGGCUUCGGGGUGUUUAUCCCACUGCUGCCGUCACCGUGGAACUACAUCGCAUACGGGGUGAUUGGCUCAGCGUUCGUCCUGCACCUGCUGACUCACCUGGGGGCGGUGACCGUGGACCCGGCCGACUAUAACGUCCGCGUGAGGAAGGAUUACUCCAGCCCCAUGCCUGUGUUUGAUAAGAAGAAGCAGCCGCACGUCAUCCACAACCAGCACUGCUACCUGUGUGAGGUGGAUGUGGGGUCUAAAGUAAAGCACUGCAGCAGCUGCAACAAGUGCAUCUCUGACUUCGACCAUCACUGCAAAUGGCUCAACAACUGUGUAGGAGGAAGAAACUACUGGUUGUUUUUCAUGGCGGUUUUCUCCGCUGUGUUUGGGGUGCUGCUCCUGUCUGUGGUCAUCCUGUUCUUCUUCAUACAACACUUUGUGAACCCGUCCAGUCUGCGUACGGCAGCAGCUUUUCAGAGUGUGAAGGGGAAUGGGACGUGGUUUGCCUUCCUGCCCCUGGCUCCAGUCCAGACCAGUUCCACCAGUCUACUGGUGUUAGCCUUCAUCACCAUCAUCAUCACUCUGUCCUCACUCUUAAUGCUGUGCCACCUGCUGGUCUUCCAUAUAUACCUGUUAUGUAAAGGUAUAAGCACAUAUGAAUACGUAGUGAAGCAGCGUCAGUCGCAGAACUCCAGAGAUCAGGGGGGCGGAGCUACACAGUCGACUCAGGCCAAUCCGGCUGCAGAACAGAGUCCGGGGCCUGUAGACAUGCCGAUAGACUGUGAUGCUCCUCUGUCCAGCAGAUCCAGUAUAUUUAAAUACCAGAGCCGGGGGCAGACGUCCAGCAGACUGUCAGGAACCAUCUGCUCUGAGAUGGAGCAUUUUCCUCAGACAGCUGAUGGAGAAAAUCCCCCAAACUACGGCUCUAAAUCAUCUGCUCAGAUCAUACCAGGUGAGGCUCCAGUGAGCUGGGGUUCGAGUCGUGUUGAAACCCCUCAGGUUCAGCAGAGCAGCACCGGUCAGCACAGUGAGGCCGAGGGACGUCCUGAUGUUCAGAGUCCUCUAGGAACCUCUAUCGUAGACACAACCGCCGUCCACCAGCACUCAUACACUGACCCCCAGCACCGCCCCCAGAAUACAGCCUGACUGCUGGACCAAUCAGCUCCUGAGGAUACAUUCACAUUACUGUUACAGAUCAGCUGAACUUCUGUAGAUCAGACACACAGGAUCACAGACUCCGAGAGUUCAGCUCCACUCACACUUUAAAACGUUUAAGAAGGGACUAAAGACGGUUCCUUGAGGGACGCCGUAGAAGAACCAUGUGUGUAAAGGAGACGCGUGGACUGAAACUUUUUAAAAUGAGUUUUAUUGUGAAUGACUGAUUUUGUGUUUUUAUUAAAAAACAGAACUGA